AUGCCCAAAAAAGGUAAAUCCGAUACAGUAAAAAGCAAAAGUGCAGGUUCAGGCGCAGAAGCUGCAAUGAGCAACAAAGCAACGCCCGAUGCAGCUGGAAAUUCCAGAAAAGGCUUAUCAGCAGCAAGUGUGGAGGAGAAAUCAAGAAGAAGUUCGUCAAUGCGUCGAAUCGAGGAAAGAGUCAAACGUGUGCGAGAAGAAUUUGGACUCCAUGACAACAACCUUGGUGAUAUCGCAACGAGAGGCCCCAGAGGCACAUUGCGCGUGGUAAACCCGGAUCCCCCGUCUAAUCCAAGUGAAAAUGGAGAUACAAGUAAUAGUGUGGGCCAGGGAUAUGAUAAUGAACCUGACAAUGCAUCAGCGCAGUCAUCUUCAAGCGGAAGGGAAUAUAUUUAUGGAGCGUUGUUAGCCUUAAGCAGCCAGGCGCCGCAAGGAAACGAGAUGUUUUCGAUCCAGCAUCCAAAUACUGAGCUACAAGCACCAGGAAUUCCAGAAAAGACUUCAGUCAAAGAGGAACGAAGCCUUUCCCCAUUGCAAGACACUCCAGGCACGAAUCCAAAUCGGUAUAGAGACAUCUUUCCUCAGGUACCAGGGGACUCUCAAAGGCAUCAUGUUCGGUAUCAGUAUCGCCUCUCUCCAAUGACAAGCAGCCCGGGCGUAAACCAGGCACAGUACAAAAAUGCCGCUCCACGGGUACCGAUCAGCCCUGGAAUGUACCCGGCACAGCAACAAUACUCGAGCUCGCAAGUACCGCAUGUGAUCCCUAGAGCGUCCAUAGUUCCGUACCAACACCUCGCUCAGUUAGCACCAGGUAUGAUGCAGGGGAUGUAUGCAGGACACUAUCAAUAUCCUAUUCCUCAGGCCGGGUGUAAUCCUGGAGUGUACCAAACCCAAUACCAAUAUCCCACCCCGCCAACACCGGGGCAGAUACCUGGGAUGCGCUCGUCACGAUUUCGGCAGCAAGCUUCCCCUUUGACUCGCAAUAUGCCACAGCCGUCUCGUCCUGGUCGAUAUCACGGACAUAACCAUCACAAUCCACAUACUACGCAAGCAUACAUUCCGUAUUUGCCAUAUCGCCCUCACCCGGGGGGCACCCAGCAAGCAUCGUCAUUAUAUUCGCCGCAAGGUCAUCAGUUCGUGGCUCAGGCACAUCCACCGCAACAGGGAUAUUCGUACCCGAGGCCAUGUCUUCCCCCGAUCCAGUAUCAAGGGCACCAUAAGAAUGAAUAUGAAGGAGAGCCUGAAGAAUAUGACGAGCAGUACGCACAGCUGAUGCUGGCCAGGAAGCAAAUGGUCUGGCAAUGGUUGGAGACUGUUGAGCACGAGGUGCAACGAAUUGAGCCUGAGCUGCGGUGGGUUCCUUGA
This is a messenger RNA of Ophidiomyces ophidiicola, 1365 nucleotides long. RefSeq lists its product as uncharacterized. Lineage: Eukaryota; Fungi; Ascomycota; Eurotiomycetes; Onygenales; Onygenaceae. The record is from RefSeq and is a predicted model, not a curated record. The transcript has a single exon. Bases 1 to 1365 code for a protein of 454 amino acids.